This is a messenger RNA of Fusarium oxysporum Fo47, 1223 nucleotides long. RefSeq names its product holocytochrome c synthase CYC3. Gene Ontology annotation, cellular component: mitochondrion. The record is from RefSeq and is a predicted model, not a curated record. NCBI's taxonomy places the organism in Eukaryota, Fungi, Ascomycota, Sordariomycetes, Hypocreales, Nectriaceae. The transcript is spliced from 3 exons. Gene Ontology annotation, molecular function: holocytochrome-c synthase activity. Gene Ontology annotation, biological process: cytochrome c-heme linkage. Bases 153 to 1109 code for a protein of 318 amino acids.
AGAGGCAACCGGAGGAAAUUCUUGCUUCUAACCAUCCAACUCUUUGUUCUUGUCAUCAUCACCAAACACAAUUUUCGAUUCUUUCAGCACUCAGGCCAACAACGCCGACUUACUUCACCGAACGCUACAAUUCUAAUAUAUAGUCAUUCACAAUGGGUUGGUUUUGGGCAGACACGCCUGUUCCUGCGGUUCCUGUCGGACACCCAGCUACUACCGACAAGGCUCCUCCACCUGGCUGCCCUAUGCACCAAAAGUCUGCCGAUGCCAUGAACCCCGUGGCUAAGCCCAAGAAGCCUGUUGAUCUUCCUCCCACCUCAGGAUGCCCCGUUCCUCACGCCGCCCGAACCCAAGAGCAGCCCAAAUCUUUGAUCUCCCAGCUCAACCCUCUCAACUAUAUGUUCCCCGAUCUAUCGCAAAAACCUGCUCCUAAUCAAUCAUUCGCUCUCCCAACAACCCGAGAUGAGUCUACCAUCCCCAAGGGCACUGGGGAUGGCAACUGGGAGUACCCGUCUCCUCAGCAGAUGUACAACGCGCUGCUGCGCAAGGGAUAUACCGAUACCGAUAUCACCGCCGUCGAGGGCAUGGUUUCGGUACACAACUUCUUGAAUGAGGGCGCAUGGCAGGAGAUUCUUGGUUGGGAACAACGAUUUGCGCGGGGACUUUACAAGGGAUGGCAGAUCUGCAAGAGGGGCGAAGGUCACGUUCAGGAAGAGCUUGAUCGCCAAAGGGACGGUGUUGACACCGAGCCUAGUCUCGUUCGCUUCCAGGGUCGACCCAAGGAGUUGACUCCCAAGGCCACCAUGAUGCAGGUUCUGGGCUGGAUUUACCCCUCAAAGUUUGGUACCGAGCCUCCCUUUGACCGGCACGACUGGUACGUUGCGCGAGAGAUCAACGGCCAAAGGAAGGAGAUUCGAUACAUCAUCGACUAUUACUCUGGCGAGCCCGAUGCCCACGGUGACCCUGUCUUCUUCCUCGAUGUGCGUCCUGCCGCUACGCCCUUGGGUGCCGCCGAGCGUAUCAUUCGCUGGAGUACCGAUACUUGGUGGAAGGCCAUCGGCGGCGACAGGCACGAGCAGGAUCCCCAGCCUUGGUUCCGUGGCACUUCCUAAAAUGAUUUCUUUGGCGCUUGGGUCAUGAUGGAAGCAGGUGUUUUCUGAAAAGGUUCUGGCGUAAUGCAUUCUCCUCUCUAAUUGUUAUGAUUGGAUGUGUUUCUAUAAUGAUGG